Calidris pugnax (ruff) is the source of this 3427-nucleotide messenger RNA. Its product is annotated as cell surface glycoprotein CD200 receptor 1-A-like. The coding region runs from base 1 to 795 and encodes 264 amino acids. Gene Ontology annotation, cellular component: external side of plasma membrane. The record is from RefSeq and is a predicted model, not a curated record. The transcript has 6 exons. Gene Ontology annotation, molecular function: signaling receptor activity. NCBI's taxonomy places the organism in Eukaryota, Metazoa, Chordata, Aves, Charadriiformes, Scolopacidae. Gene Ontology annotation, biological process: regulation of neuroinflammatory response.
AUGCUGAUUCCUUUAAAGGAGCUCAGCUCCGUGUUCACUUGCCCUCAGAAAUCAAAUAUAACUAUGGUAACAUGGAAAAUAAGUCCCAAGGUUGGAGGACCCUGCACCCUGGGAUACAGGGCUGAUCAGAACAAGACAGACAGAACAAACUGCAGUGACAGCAUGAACUGGAAAUUCAGACCAGAUCGGGAUCCUACCCUCGAGAUACGGCAAGUGAAAAUAGCCCAUGAGGGAAAUUACACCUGUGAAGUAGUAGCACCAGAAGGGAAUUUCCACGAGACACACCACCUGACUGUGCUGGUCCCUCCCAAGCCAACCCUGUCCUGUGAUGACCAAGGGAACCCCGUGUGCCAAGCAGCAGCAGGGAAACCGGCUGCCCAGAUCUCGUGGGUCCGAGAGAGCAACUCCACCCCCAAUGAAGAAGGCCAUGACGAUGGGACAGUGACUGUUUUGAGCAAGUUCACAGCACACAGCACCAAAGUGACUAAUGCAACCUGCAUUGUGUCCCACCCAGCUGGGAACUGGAGUGCGUCCAUAGCCUGUCCUCCACGCAGCAGCAACGGGAAGGUUAUCCUGUAUGUCUCCAUCAUUCUUUGUUUCCUGAGCAUUAUCAUCUUUGUGGCUGUCAUUUACUAUUUUAAGCUCCACCAUGACAGACUGUGCCACAAAACCAGACCUCCUGAGACUGCUCUUACACAUUCCCCACAGGAUGACACAAUGGAAGUGGAACCUUAUACUACUUAUGUGCAGAAGGAAAAUGCAAUUUACAACUCAGUGUCUGAUCUGACAGUGUGACAGAAUCUUCUACAAGGACUGUCGCCAGCAACAGGAGUGAUUCAACAACACUGGAAAGGGAGAAAGACACUUUAUAAAAGACUGGUUAUAGAAAGAAACUUCUUAGAGAAUUUCUUCAGACUUAGGGGCUACAUAGCUCUCUAGGUUUGUUCAAACACCUGUGAUCGCUGAUGAGACUGUAUAGUUCUUUUUUCCCCUGUUUUGCCUUCUUCCUUGGGAAAGGAAACAUGUUUUCUGUUAUUCCUUGGGAAAAUGUGACUGACCCCAUGCUGUAGUUUCUGCUGGAAAAGCUGGUGUGAUUAAUCUUCUCUUUGCUGUUCUUGCCUUGGAGAUUCUAGUUUUGUCAGUCACUUCUAGGCAUUACUUCAAUGCACUUGACACUAUAUUGCACACAUUUGGGAGAUGGGAGGAGUGUUAUGUCUGAACUAAAAUGAAACACUCUUCAAUCAACAGCCACUUUUUCUAAUUCACAAAUUACUAAGAUAGUGGUCUGAGUACUGAUCAUCACAGAAUAGGUCAAAUGGUGGAAUAUAUUGAUAUAAAAGACCUUUAAUCCUGCAGUUCUGAAAAUGGAAAUGAGUGAUGAAUUUAGAAGGUCAUCCACUAAAGAAGAGAACUUCACUAGGAUAGAAUCAUAGAAUACCAGGUUGGAAGGGACCUCAAGAAUCAUCUUGUCCAAACUCUCUUGGCAAAAGCCCAGUCUAGACAAGGUGGCCCAGCACCCCGUCCCACCAAAUCUUAAAAGUGUCCAGUGUUGGGGAAUUCACCACUUCCCUGGGGAGAUUAUUCUAAUGGCUGAUUAUUCUCACUGUGAAAAUUUUUCUCUUGUGUCCAAUUGGAAUCUCCCCAUGAGUAACUUGUACACAUUAGCCCUCAUCUUUUCCAUGUGACUCCUUUUAAAAAGGGAGUCUCCUUCAUCUUUGUAGCCAUCCUUUAAAUACUGGAACAUGGUGAUAAGAUCUACCCUAAACCUACUAUGCUAAGGCUGAACUAACCCAAUUGUCUCAGCCUUCCUCAUAUGGCAGCUUUCCCAGUCCUUUGAUCAUCUUUGUGGCCCUUCUCUGGACCCUCUCCAGUCUGUCCACAUCUUUUUUGCAUAGCGGGGACCAAAACUGAACACAGUAUUCCAGAUGUGACCUCACAAGUGCUGAGGAGAGUGGGAUAAUGACUUCUGUAUCUCUGCUGGUGAUGCCCGUGUUAAGGCAGCCCAGCACCCUGUUGGUUUGCUUUGCCAGAGCAGCUCACUGUUCACUCAUAUUGAGCUCGUUGUCCACCAGACCCCCAGGUCCCUUUCCACAGAGCUGCUCCCCAGCCGAGUAGAUCCCAGCCGAUGCUGCACUCCUGGAUUAUGUGUUCCCAGGUGCAAGACCUUACACUUGUCCUUGUUGAACUCCAUAAGGUUCUUGUUAGCCCUCUCUUCCAGCCUACCCAGGUCUUCCCACAGGGUGGCUCUCCCUUCCAAAGUACCCACUUAUCCACUUUCCCACUCAGUUUCUUAUCAUCAGCAAAAUUUAUCAGGGUACACUUGAUUCCAUCAUCCAGAUCAUUUAUGAAGAUAUUAAACGGCAUUGGGCCCAGUAUCAAUUCCUGGGGGACCCCACUUGUGACAGGUUACCAGUCUGAAAAGGAGUUAUUUAUCACUACCCUUUAAGUGUGGCCUGGCAGUCAGUUCCCCACCCACCACACUAUAACACAACAGUUUCUCUAGGAGGAGGCUGUGGGGAACCACAUCAAAAGCAUUGGAGAAAUCCAGGUAUAUGUGUCCACCAGUCACCCCACAUCAACCAAGCAAGUUACUUUGUCAUAGAAGGCAAUCAGGUUUGUCAAGCUCAAUUUGCCCUUGGCGAAUCCAUGCUGCCUUUUCCCAAUCAUGUGCUACAUUUGAUUUGUGAUAGUCCCCAGGAGGAUUCAUUCCAUAACUUUCCCACAGACUGAAGUAAAACUGAUUGGCCUAUAAUUUCCUGGAUCCUUCUUUAAGCUCUUCUGGUAGAUAUGGGUGAUAUUAGCCUUCUUUCAGUCUUCUGGGACAUCCCCUGAUCUCCACGACUUCUCGAAGAUUAUAGAGAGUGGCCUCAUAAUGACAUCAGCCAGCUCCCAUAACACCCUUGGAUGGAUAACAUCAGGGCUUAUUGAUGGGUAGGGGUCAGAUUCCUGUAAUAAUUCAUGAUAAAUUUAUUUGUUAAGUUCAUAUUCAGUAUUUUCACUAAAUGUGUUCAUUUUGUAUUUCAGAUUAUUGUUAUGGUUACUUUUCCAUAAGAUUCUCUGAAGAUAUGGUAUUCCUCACUUUCUUAAGAGUACUGGCAUUAAGACACUGUAAAAUAAUUGUUACUCAAAUUUGGCAAGCUAGUUGUUACAGAAGCAAACAUAAAAUAUUUCACAAAAUGAAACAAGUUAAAAUAUGUCUUCUAUCAUUGUGCAAUAUUGUACAAAAAGGAUAAAAUUUUUGCUAAUUUUAGUCAUAUUUAUUUUACUACCUAGAUGUUUUAUUGAUAUUUUUUAAAAUAUACUUGCAAGUUCACUUUUUGUAUGUAAAUUAGCUUAUACAUCCUAAUGUGUCUCAUGUUGAGGUGACUUCUCACUUUCCCAAAAUAUCCUUUGGGAAUAAGUCAAAUAAAUUUUCCUCUACAUACUA